ACAGUGAUAGGGGAGCCCUCUGUGAGAGGCUCCGGGGCCACAGGACAGCAAGGGUGGUAGUGAGAGAGAGGGUAGGGUAGGGAAAUGGGUCUAGAAUGGAGCAGUCCAGAGGAGCGGCAGGCUCUGCUGGCCCCUUCCGGGCCCCGUGGCCCCAGAGUGUACAGUCGUCGGUGGCUGGUGCUGCUCCUCUUUUCGCUGCUGGCAUUCAUGCAGGGCCUGAUCUGGAACACUUGGGGGCCCAUCCAGAACUCAGCCAAGGUUGCCUAUGGAUUCUCCAGCCUGGACAUUGCGCUGCUGGUCCUGUGGGGGCCCAUUGGUUUCCUGCCCUGCUUCUUCUUCAUGUGGCUGAUGGAUAAUCGGGGUCUGCGUGUGACCGUGCUGCUGACCAUCUUCCUGAUGGUUCUCGGGUCCGGGUUGCGCUGCGUGCCGGUGCCGGACCUGUUCCUGCGUAGAAGAUUGAUACACGGGGGGCAGCUUUUGAACGGAUUUGCCGGCCCGACGGUGAUGAACGCGGCUCCGUUCCUGUCCACGACGUGGUUUUCCCCGGAUGAACGCGCCACCGCUACGGCCAUUGCAUCGAUGCUGAGCUAUCUGGGGGGCGCAUGCGCCUUUCUCAUUGGACCCCUGAUAGUUCCUGCCCCCAAUGUGACCGCUGAUCUCGCUGUGGGGCUCGGGCAUAUCGGACCCAUAAAGGACCGCAUCGAGGGAGUGAUGUAUGCAGAGUUCGGAGUCACGGCCGUGCUGUUUGCCGCCGUUUUGGCCUAUUUCCCUUCCCGUCCUCCGGUCCCCCCCAGCGUGGCUGCCGCCAGUCGCCGGCUGAGCUACAGGAGCAGCAUCUGCAAGCUUCUCAGUAAUGUGCAUUUCCUGCUGAUCGUCUUGGCCUACGCGAUUCCGCUGGGAUUCUACGCCGGGUGGGCUGGGGUCCUGGACUUGAUUUUAACCCCCGUUCAUGUGAAUCAGGUUGAUGCCGGCUGGAUCGGCUUCUGGUCCAUUGUUGGCGGAUGUGUGGUCGGAAUAUCAGUCGGAUGGUUUGCUGACUCUGUCCGCGGGAUCCUCAAACCCAUCCUCGUGCUGCUGUUCUCGGGGGCCACGCUGUCCGCCACGUGGUUCACGUUGACCUUUUUAAGCAACGUCACCCACCUGCCUUUAACCACAGCUACGCUUUACACGUCGUGCAUCCUCACCGGCGUCUUCCUGAACGGCGCGGUGCCCAUCUUCUUCGAGCUGUUUGUGGAGACCGUGUACCCCAUCCCCGAGGGCAUCGCCUGCGGACUCGUCACCUUCCUAAGCAACGUCUUCAUGGGACUCUUGCUGCUCUUUCUAACGUUUUAUCACAAUGAGCUGUCGUGGCUGAAUUGGUGUCUGACGGGAUCCAGCCUUCUCAGUCUCCUCUUCAUCCUGUGCUUCAGGGAGUCCUACGAUAGACUUUACCUCGACGUCUUCGUCUCGGUGUGAGCGCACGCUCCGGAGCCGCUACUCACUGCACAAAUGGCUGCUUUUGCACAAAGGACUCGAACUAACGGAGGAACCCGAGGAGUCGGGCUGCCAGGGGUUAAUCGGGUACAAAAAAAAAAAAAUACAAAAAA
This is a messenger RNA of Spea bombifrons (plains spadefoot toad), 1586 nucleotides long. RefSeq names its product solute carrier family 49 member 4 (gene SLC49A4). The record is from RefSeq and is a predicted model, not a curated record. Lineage: Eukaryota; Metazoa; Chordata; Amphibia; Anura; Pelobatidae. Gene Ontology annotation, molecular function: transmembrane transporter activity. Gene Ontology annotation, cellular component: membrane; intracellular membrane-bounded organelle. The coding region runs from base 85 to 1455 and encodes 456 amino acids. Gene Ontology annotation, biological process: transmembrane transport. The transcript has 9 exons.